Molecule: messenger RNA, 567 nt
Organism: Anopheles nili
Lineage: Eukaryota; Metazoa; Arthropoda; Insecta; Diptera; Culicidae
Product: peptidoglycan-recognition protein SC2-like
Exons: 1
Coding region: 1-567 (188 amino acids)
Biological process (GO): innate immune response; peptidoglycan catabolic process
Molecular function (GO): zinc ion binding; peptidoglycan binding; N-acetylmuramoyl-L-alanine amidase activity
Source: RefSeq, a predicted model, not a curated record
AUGAACAAGUUUGCCGCCGUCCUGGUGCUGGCCAGCAUCUGCCUGGCUGGUGUGUCCGCCCAGUGCCCACGCAUCGUGACCCGCGCUCAGUGGGGAGCUCGUGCCGCCAGUACGUCUCAGCUGCCGAUCCGUCCAGCCCCGUGGGUCGUGAUGCAUCACACCGCCGGUGCUCAUUGCACCACGGAUGCGGCUUGUGCCCAGCAGAUGCGCAACAUCCAGUCUUUCCACAUGGACGGUAAUGGUUGGGCCGACAUCGGUUACAAUUUCCUGGUUGGUGAGAACGGUGCUGCUUACGAGGGCCGCGGUUGGGGCCGUCAGGGAGCCCACGCUCCAGGAUACAACGAUCGCUCGGUCGGCAUGGGUGUGAUGGGAACCUUCACGAAUGGUAUUCCGAAUGCGGCCGCUCGUAAUGCCGCCCAGCAGCUGAUCUCUUGCGGUGUUUCGCUUGGACACAUCGCUUCCAACUACUGGCUGAUUGGACACCGACAGGCCGUGGCCACUGCCUGCCCUGGAAACGCGUUCUUCAACGAGAUCCGCAACUGGCCGCGCUUCAACCCGAACGUCUAA